Metarhizium acridum CQMa 102 is the source of this 714-nucleotide messenger RNA. RefSeq lists its product as uncharacterized. The record is from RefSeq and is a predicted model, not a curated record. Gene Ontology annotation, cellular component: nucleus; cytoplasm. Gene Ontology annotation, molecular function: hydrolase activity. Gene Ontology annotation, biological process: secondary metabolite biosynthetic process. Lineage: Eukaryota; Fungi; Ascomycota; Sordariomycetes; Hypocreales; Clavicipitaceae.
AUGACGGUCGACGACACGCUCUCCUUCCCCCGCAUCCUGUGCCUCCACGGCGGCGGCGUCAACGGCACCGUGUUCCGGCUCCAGUGCCGCGCCAUCAUCGCCCAGCUCGGCCACCGGUUCCGCUUCGUCUUCAUGGACGCGCCCUACACGUCCCGCCCGCACCGCGACAUCGUGACCGUCUACGGCGAGUUCGCCCCUUUCUACCGCUGGCUGGCCUGGAGCCGCGAGGAGCCGGGCCUGCCGCCGUCGGCGCGCCCGGGCGACAUCAUGGACGCGUGCCUGUCCGCCAUGCAACGCGACGCGGGCGACGGGCCCUGGGCGGCGGUGCUGGGCUUCUCGCAGGGCGUCAAGUUCGCCGUGCUCAUGGCCGGCAGCGCCCCGAUCCUGCACCUCGACCUGCGCCUGCCGCCGCCGCCGCCGCACGUCGCCAGCCCCUCCGCCUUCAGCACCGACUUUGACGACUACCCCGACGGCCCCUCGCGCGGCCACCACGUCCUGCGCCUGCCCACCCUGCACGUCCACGGCCUGCAGGACCCGGGCAUCGACAGGCACAGGUGCCUGCUCCAGAGGUACUGCGCGCCCGGCACCGCGCGCCUCGUCGAGUGGGAUGCCGGCCAUCGACUGCCCGUCAAGACGGCCGAUGUCAGGGCCGUCGUCGCCGAGGUGCUGGACCUGGCGCGGGAGACGGGCGCAAUUCCACCAGACACCUCAUAG